This is a messenger RNA of Cydia pomonella (codling moth), 10099 nucleotides long. RefSeq lists its product as uncharacterized. Gene Ontology annotation, biological process: autophagy; response to starvation. NCBI's taxonomy places the organism in Eukaryota, Metazoa, Arthropoda, Insecta, Lepidoptera, Tortricidae. Gene Ontology annotation, cellular component: cytoplasm. Bases 420 to 5354 code for a protein of 1644 amino acids. Gene Ontology annotation, molecular function: protein binding. The transcript is spliced from 15 exons. The record is from RefSeq and is a predicted model, not a curated record.
GGUAGAUUUGCGUAAGGUGUUGUCGGGUAAGGUGAAUUUAUUGGGUAGGGUCAUAGAAGGGUGGUGCAAUUGCAUUGAUUUCCUUUGUCCUCGGACCGUAUCAGUGCUAUAGAACUGUAGUAGUUAUAUCUAUAACUGGCAGCUGAUCGAAGCAACAGAGUUUAACGUGCCUUAAAUUAAAUAUACAUAAGGUGUUUUAGUUAACAUUGUUUUGUUUUUAUUAAUUAUGUAAUCUACAAAGAAUGAUUCACUCAAGGCACACGCAAGGUGAACAUUGUUUUCGUGUUCAAUUGUUUUGUUGUUCUAAAGUUACUUUUGCGCAGCUUUUGUUCUUUAAAAAUGCAUCCGAAUUAACAGUCAUUACAUUUAUACUGCAGUUUUUUUGAUGACUCCAAAGGUCAUUGAGGUCAGGCCACGCAAUGUCGGCGGAGUCUCCGCGGCACGCGCGGGCGGGUGGGCCGCUCACGGUGCCCGCUCAGCCGCCCAGCGACCGCGGCCUCAUCGACGCGGUGUCGGGCUUCAUCAACGAUGUCACGCUUUCCUCCUCCUCCACCGCGGACCCUAAAGACGUCAUACAAUGGGCUCGGUUCGAGACUGCAGACAUAAACGAGCCGACGCCCGAAGGCGACUGCGACGCCGACAUCUCCCCCCUGCUAUUGAUCCUGGGUUACGGCUCCGGAGUCCAGGUCUGGUUGAUUCCCCCGAGCGGGGAAGCACAGGAGGUUCUGUCAUGGCGUCAAGGCACAGUGAGGGUGCUCCGUAUACUGCCGACCCCGCAGCACGGCGACUGUUUCACGUCGAAAAGGCCCCUCAUAGCCCUGUGUGACUCCGCGAGCCCCGGACCCACGUUCUGCUCUCUCAGCUUUAUAUCCAUAAGAGGAGGGGAGCAGGUGAAGAGUAUAAAAUUCAAGAAUCCAAUCCUGGACGUACUGGCCAAUAAGCGGUCUGUGGUGGUGGCCUUUUCUGAGAGAUUCGCCGUGUUCGAUGCGGGGACGUUAGAGGACAGGAUGGCUAUAACGACUUGCUAUCCGUGCCCGUGUCCCUUGGGGGGUAGCCAGCCCAUCAACCCCUUGGCGCUGGGAGACCGCUGGCUGGCUUACGCUGAUAAAAAACUACACCCUUCGAAGAGAAGCAGUGGCGGGUGUGAAGGUGAAGGCGUAACAAGCUAUACUGCCACUGUCCUGCACGCAGCCAAGUCUCUCAGCAAGGGCCUACGAGGUCUCGGAGAAAGUGUGGCCCACAGUUUAGCAGGGGGGCGAAGCACUUCGCAGUCUCCGUCGCCGCCCAAUAGCGACGCGCAGCAGGCGGGCGUCGUCACCAUCCUAGAUAUAGAGGGCAACGAAUAUGAAGACGGCCAAGACCACGAGGACCCGUACGACCCCAUCGUGGCCCACUUCUUGGCGCACUCCGAAGCCAUCAUAGCGUUGAAGUUCGACGCCAGCGGGAUGCUGCUGGUGACGGCGGACCGCCGCGGGCACGACUUCCACGUGUUCCGCGUCAACCCGCACCCCUGCGGCCCCAGUCUCGCCUCCGUGCACCACCUGUACAUACUGCACCGGGGGGACACUACGGCCAAAGUGCAGGACAUCGCGAUAUCUCCGGACUCGCGCUGGACGGCGAUCACCACGCUCCGCGGCACCACGCACGUGUUCGCCAUCAGCCCGUACGGGGGCGCGUGCGGCGUGCGCACGCACACGCAGCCGCGCGUCGUCAACCGCCUGUCGCGCUUCCAGCGCUCCGCCGGCCUGCCCAUACACGCGCAGCCGCCGCGCUCCGGCAGCCCCGUCAGCGAAUGCCUCGGGCAGGGCGCAUGGUUCCCCAACCCGCGCUUGCCGCCGUACCCGCUGCCGUGUCUGUGCUCGCCGCUCGCGCAGCUGCGGCCCACGGCCAACCUGCCCACGCGCACCAUCACCCGCACCAGCUCAGGCCGGCAACGCUUGUCGUCCCUGUCGGAGGAGUGCAACAGCGCGCCGCUGCCGGCCCGCGCGCGCUUCGGGCUGUCCGUGUGCAGCGCGGCGACGCCUCGCGCGCCCUCCAUGCCCGCGCUGUAUCUCGUCACGCACACCGGCGGCCUGCUGCACCUAGUGCUGCACGCCCGCCCCGCCAGGAGUAUCCCCAAAGAAAAAGUGUGCGACGAGUCUCCGAUCGAGGUGGAAGUGGAGCACGUGGCGCAGUGGGCGCUGGCGCGGCCGCCGCCGCCUGCGCCCGACCUGCUGGCGCCGCUGCCGCCCACCAGCCCGCUGCUGCAGCCGAUAGGCAACAAGUUAAGCUGUGCGGACAUGUGCAUGAGCGAAGAGGAGCGCUGGCUAUCGCAAGUGGAGAUAGUGACCCAUGCUGGGCCCCACAGGAGAUUGUGGAUGGGGCCUCAGUUCAUUUUCAAAACGUAUAACACCACUGGGUCGAACUCCUCUCUCUCCGAAGCGGAGGCGGUGGAAGUGGACACGAGCGCAGCGGGAAGCGUGGCGCGCUCCAACCCCGUCAACAUGCCGGGCGUGCGGCCCGUGGUGCCCGUGAUGGUUGACUCCGGCUCCGCCAGUUCCCUCGAGCACUCCCCGUCGGACAGUUUCCGGCGCAAGUCAUUGCUGGCCGACAGCGGCCGCGCGUCCGUGUGCGACGUGCAGCUGAGGGAGGACCUCGCCGAGGCCAUGAAGGAGGACCACGGGUGGCCGCGGGAGGAGGCGCGCACGGUGCGGCGCGCGGGCACGGGCGUGCGGCGCGCCGUGGACCCGCUCGGCACCGUCGUGCCGCGCGCCGAGCCCGAGCCCGGCCCCGAGCCCGCCGACCCCGACCUGUACACGCAGGCCAACGCCGACGAGGGCCGCUUCCGGCCCGUCGUGCGCGCGCCCGCCGCGCUCGGCCUGCCCGCGCACGUGGUCGCGCGCCCGCUGCCGCGCGACACCACCAUCCCCGUGCAGACCGUCGCGCCGCGCGCCGCGCUCACCCCCGACGACGAGCCCGUGCCGCUCACCACCGACGUGGUCAUCCCCGCCGCGCUCACUGCCGUGUCCCGCUGCGUCGUGGGCGUGCCGGACUCCGGGUUUGUGCCCGUCGAGUGUGGCCUCCAGCGUGUUCCCCCCGUAGAUGUGGUUGACGUUACACCCGACGUAAAUAAAGAUCUCGAGCGAGAGAGUGAUGUAUGGAAGCGUGAGGACCCGCGUGUGAGCUCGGCCCCGGCCGAGCGCGAGAGCAAUAAGGAAUCACUGCCAAAAUCGAAUCGAGCCUCGGAUGAUAUUCAACCGAUCGCUCGAGCUAGAGUUAAGAAAUCUCCCACCCCAAAGUCAGUUAGUGAUAGUGAAGUUAAAAUUAAGGAAAAACCUAGAGACAUUAAGGAAAGGGAGAAGAAUAUCGAAGGUGCUAGUAGGGAUGAGUGUGAGCUUAAAGAGUCGAGAGUUCCGAGGAAGUUGGAGGUCAAGCCCGAUGUUGUUGUUGAUGACGGAAAAGUAGAUAAACGAACCGAGUCGGUUGCUAAAGACGAAGCGCCAGUCAUGAACGCCGUUGCAGUUAACAUGGAGGACACUCGUCCGAAAUCGAAGCAUCUGGAUAAAACUGGAAAAUCAAAGGUAACUGAAGAUAAUCGCGAUAAAUCCAAAAAAGGCGACAGGAAUGAAAUGUUGACUAAAGACACUCAUGAUAAGUUUAAAAAAGUUGAUAAUGCAGGUAUUGUAAAAGGCGCAACUGAAGAAACCUGCGACAAGACUAAAAAGAAUAAUCAAAUAGACCCUAUAAAGCCAGCUAUGAAUGAAGCCCGUGAAAGAACCAAAAAAAUUGAAAACCUAAAACCAGUUACAGAAGAGGGUUCUGAAAAAUUAAUAAAAGUUGAAUACACGGAUGUUGCAAAAGUAGAAGAACAAGCUUGGGAUUUACUUUUCAACGAAUCCGAAAGGCCUGCAGUUUUGAACGUAACGCAACAAACUAUUGUAACUGACAAAUUCGAUGACAAACCGAAAUCCAAGAAAACUCGUAAAGGUAAAAAAGGGCAGGAAGAUCUGCAAGCUAACGAAGAUGAAAAUAGUUUUAUAGAGAUUCACGCAAUCGAUGAAGCUAAAACAUCUUGUGGCGAGCUGGUAUCCAUUUCCACGCCAUUGGAGGACAUUGAUUCAACUAGUUCUUAUUUGGCCAAAUUAAAGAAACCUCGUUCAUCUAAGAGUUUAACUUCUGAAAAGGACGAUGAAACAGAAGUUAAGCCACUUGAAUGCUUCCCUGACGAUGACUACGAACUUACUUCACUUCAAUUGAAGGGAGGCAGGAAGAAUUCAUUGGUAUCAUCUUACAUAGAGGGUUGGCCUGAACCGAGUCCUGUCAAAAAAUCCGUCGCAUUACCAAUAGAAAAACAAACAUCAAGUCACCUGAAAGUAAAACAUGAUGUUUUAAGUACUAGUGAAAUCUCAUGCACUUCGCCUAAAGACGUCCCAAAAACGAAGAAGAGCAAAUCAUUGUCUCCAUAUUCCGAUGCCAGUAAGAAACAUGGUGACAAAGCAUUCGAAACCGAGAAAAGAGAUGUUUACGUUAUCGAUUCUACGAAUGACGAAUUUCCUGAAAUUCAAAUUACCAGAGGCAGCAAAACCCGGAAAUCACCUCAGCCCAUGGAAAGAAAAAACGUGGAGAAAGAGACUCUUCAAGAGAAACCAAUAAAAUCCUGGAGUUCCAUCGCUGCUACGAAAAACGAUAAAAGAGAUGAACCUACUAUGGCUUUGAAAAAAUAUGAAAGAUGUGACUCUUGGGAAGAACCUCAUGUUGGGACUGGUUUAGAGUAUCCGAAGUCUUUCAAGGACGAUCGCGUGUCCUUGCAGGAUAAACUUAUCGAACUCUGCAAGAGAACUGAUAUUAUGGUUGCAGAAUGUGAUGCUCCAGAUGAGCUUAACUUUGUUGAAGAACACCACACUGAUCUACACGAUCUGCCACCGUUAGAACCCUUAGAUUUCGGCUUAGACGACUACAAACUUGAAGUUAUGAGAGACAGUCUUUUGGAAGUAAACGAUACAAAAAUCAGUAGCCCGAUAUGCAAAAUAAACAUUGACGAUAUACUAUCGUCUAUUAAAGAAACCACAAGCAAAGCCAUAGAAUCGAGUACCUUCAAUUUAGUCGAUUUGGAGAAGGUGCCAGCCAGGAACGAAAAAGGUUUUAGUGUUAUCGAGAGUCAAAAGAUUACGACUCAAGAGGUGAAAAUAGAUGAUGAAAGCAAAGAAGGGGAGAGUUCAACGAUGGAAAAGUCGUCCGACGACGACAACGUAUCGCCCCUGGCGUCCACCGACAGCGACAAGGAAGAAAAGCGGACCGCCGGUGCUGCAAGUGUGCUCCUCCCUUCGGCAAAGCAAUCAUCCAAAUGUAAGAAAUCGCGUAGAAAGAAGAAGUAACUCUAAAGUAUGUGUUCAAAAUCAUAAUAGCUUCAUUUAUAUUAUAAUGUCGCAAUGUCACUUCGUAAAUAUCAAUAUUUGAUGCUAAUUACUUAUAUUAUAAUGUCGCAAUGUCACUUCGUAAAUAUCAAUAUUUGAUGCUAAUUACUUAGAUUCAAUAUAAUUUUAAUAUGAACGGUUCAAAAAAAGUGGCUGUGACAUAAUCGGACAGACAGACGGACAUGACGAAUCUAUAAGGGUUCCGUUUUUUGCCAUUUGGCUACGGAACCCUAAAAACGUCAUAAAUAUUUUUAACCACUAUGAUUUUCGAACUUACUUUUAACAGUAAAUUUUCAAAAAUUAUUAUAACUUAUGCCACAAUAAUUAAAAAAAAAUAAAAUAAAAAAUCCAUAAAAAUCAUUGAAAAUGACAAAAAUAUUGUUAACGUUUUUUUUGUGAAGAUAGUUAAUAAUAGCGAGCGAUCUUGCGUUUGUUAAUAUUUUUUGAUAAAAAUGUUUAACCGUUUUGUCUGAACAAUUUUAUCAAAAUCUAUCUUCAUAAAAAAUAUAGUUAAGCAUUACAACAGUGCUGCUACAGUACUUAUUUUUUUAGAUUAUUUGAUUACUUUAUAUACAUAGUGUUGUAGUAUUUGUAGUAAACUUCAAUGACGGACACUAAGUACGUUAGAUACUAUUUUGCUUUCAUUACCAACACAUGCAAAUGUAACCUUUUUGGCUCUGCCAUAGUUGAGUAUCUGCUCGGCCAGUACGACAAGAAAGUACCUCAUUAUUUACCAUUUAUAAAACCCUAAUCAUAUUUUUUGCGGUAUCUAAUAGAAUCUCGAAUGUGUGCUUUUUUCGGCAAUUUCGAUAUAAAUAAUUGUAUUUUAUUACCUCAACACAACAUACGUUGACUGAGAGGCGUAGGUUCUGCCCAGUAACUGAUCUAAUGGCCGAAUCCUGAUUCUACAAGUUUGGUGCUUUUGAAAUUUUAACCUAAAUUAGCAUACCAGUUAUGCAAGUUUGCCGUAGAAGUGGCUGUCAUUAUUUCACUUCUAAGGGUGUUUUCACAUUGUACAUGUCAUUGUAGUCUUCGUCGUCAAGUCAGUAUUUUCCUAGAACAGAUUCCAAAUCCAAAUAUACAUGUCGAUUAUGGCUGCUUAAAAUUUCAGUUACAUGGAAGUAAUGUACCCUAAGGUUAUAGGUAUAUGAGUAUCGGUCCAAUUCGCACACCCGCUAAGUGCUAACCACUAAUCUCAAACCUGUGCAUGGUGGCCACUCUCGCCCUCAUAGUUGCGACUUGCUUGUGACCAAGUCACUCGGUAUGAAAUACCUUCUCUUAAACACGGCUGUCUUUAUGUACAAAUACUUUUUAACUAUCCAGCAAGUAUUAAUGUAAAGGUUUUGUUUUUAUAUUAAGUUUUAUGUUGAAUCAUGACAAAUAUUUAUUUUUUCUAUCUUAGCUUUUAUUUCGUGUAAAUGUUUAAUUAAAUUAUGAUAUUUAGUGAAUAAUUUUAGUAUUCAAUUAAUAAUGUUUAGUGCAUAAUAUUUAUAAUCAUGAUCACUGUCUUAAAUGAAAUUAUUUAUUUUUUGCUCAUUUCUUUGGAAAUAAGUUAAGUGAUGAAAUAAAAAGGCAUAUUAAUAACAAAAAUAUAAUAAUAAAAUUAGACAAAAAAUGUGAACAGCGACGUGGCCCUCAAUCACUCGAUAGAUCGUUUUCCCUUUGGACGUAAUUUCAGUUUUAUUAAAGGAUUUAAUUUGAGUUGAUAAAACAAGUGUUUCUGCUGUUGCGCAGCCAUAGCCGGGUAAAAAUAACAAAACUUUGGGGGUAGCGGCAUCAUUCGGAUGGCCUCGCAUCCUUCUUCGAAAUAACGAAAUAAAUGUCGUAGGUACCUAAAAUUACAAUGUUUACACAACAACAAGGUUCGCAAAUAGUGAAUCUAUGGCGGCCUUCAGUGACAAGCAAUGUAUGAAGUUGUGAUAACAUGUUUACACGUUAGUAACACUAAGUGACCUAAUUUAAUAGGAAAUAGAGCAGUUGUGGAAGGAUGAGUGCUUAACAUUUUGUGUGUACCAUUUGAACUGAGAUAUCGAUUGACCUAUUGUACUAUGCAUUGACAUUUUGUCUUUGGUUGACAAUAUGGUAUCUUAUGUUAUGUCCUCCGAACUCAACCAGAUUUACCAACUAAGUGUGUAAAGAAGUAGUAUUGUACUAAUGUUAAUUAUUUUAUUGAAAUCUAUUAACUGCAAUUACCGUUUUGUUUGAAAAAUUACAGCAAAUUUGAGAUAUUACCAUUAUCUGACAGUGUAACACAUGAUAUGAUAAUGAUGGACGAUAAAAACGCAACCAUCGUAUCCCUACAAAGUUUAAAAAAAGCAGUCUUUAUUGGCCGGUAAUGUAUAGUUAUGAUGCUGGAGGGAAGAACUGUAUACAACAGCACCACUUCAAGUAGGACGACGUAAUGCCGUUAUAUAAAGUCUCUUACCAACCAGCUACCUUACUUACUGCUGUGGCGCAGCGACUCGAAGUGGAUCUUGGCUACUUAGCUUCGAAUAAUCGUAAUAAAAAUUAAGUUAAUAUUAAAUUAAGGUAAAAUUAUAAAUUACCACAAAACGUCUAAAUUCCUAUUAAUAUAAUAAAAAUGUAUCUCUUUUGUCCAAAAGUAUCAUACUUUUGGACGAAAAAGACAUACGUACAUUUAUAUUUAUUGUUAAAACUUUUUAAAUUUGUUAUCAAGAUUUUUUUUGUCGAAUAUAGUGAAACCUUCUCAAUUUACAGUUAAUUAGGAGAUGUUACGGUACCCAUGUACUUCUGAAAUUUGAAAUCUAUGUUUGAUCUAUUUCAAUGGGUGUGGCUAAAAUCGCUCACUAACAAACCUGCGGUGUUCGCCUACUUAUUAGCAAAACGUUUUGAAAUUUGAAAUUUUAUUGCUAUUUUUUCGUUUCAUUAGUUUAAGAUUUUCCGUUAUUUUUUAUUUAACCGUUUGACCGCCUAAGAAAUCAAUUGACGCGAGUGGCCGACAAGGUUCACGAUGACGUGCCGCACACGAUAGCCGAUAACACGUUAUAAAAGCGCCUAAGAACCCUAAUAAGUAACAACAGAAGACCCGCCUAGCAGGUCGCUGGCAAUGAAUGUGUUAAAAACAAUUUAAGUGUAUUUUUAGACCUGAGACACUUCAUUUCAAACAAUUAAAAAGUCGCGGCUGAUUGACACUGCUGGCUGAAUAAGAAGAAAUACAUCGGUGCUUGUAAACGUCAUAAUAAACGCGUGUUGUAGAUUUAAUCAACGUAAUGGGAUUACUUAGACGUUUUCUGGUAAUCUAAAUGAACCAACACAUACUAACCUCAUUAUGAAAAUCAUGUCCCUUAACAUUUAUGUGCCGAUGUGAAUGAUAAUUCACCAACUAUAUUUCCUUUGCAAAGAGGUAUUAAUUAACCCGUAACGAAUUCGAAUUAGGUAUAAUUUUAAGGCAGCACUUUUGGACUAUUUUUGAUAUGUAUAUUUUCUUAAAUUAAUUUUAAAUUUGAUUUAAUUGCUACAGCAAUGAUUUUAAUAUUUUAGUAAGUUUUUAAUAACUCUUUAAAUGGUGUCAUUAGGGCCGUAUGAAUUCAUAAACAAUAUAUUAGUAUUAUUUUAAUAUACUAAUUUUAAAUUCCAAAGUACAUGCAAGAAAUGUCAAGGAACAUAAACUAAGAGUUACAAAAAAUAAUUAUAUUUAUAACACUUUCGCUUAUUUGCAAGUACAAGAUAGAUUUAUAUACAUAAUGAGACGGAUAUACCAUAGCGUGACCAAUGUAUUGCUAAGUAUGUAAGUUGCAAUAGUAACUGUUGAUUACUACUAGAUACAUGUAUGAUAGGUAAGAUCAUUGUGCUCAAGUAGAGUUAACCUUUUGAUCUCGUGCGUCGUGAACUUGUCACAGUUCGUAUUAUAUACAUUUUGAAUCUCUAAAUAUUUAGACUUCAGCGGGAUCAGAAGUCAAAAACUCCUUGUAUUAAUUGUAUGUACGGCUCAAAAUUCUUUUCGUUGUCUUCUUUCUGACCACUUUGUCACGCUUGUAUUUGUGUUUUCUACCAAAUCAAAUAAAAAAAUUAAAACGAGUACUAUUGUGUCUUUCUGUCACUUUUUGGGGACAAAAACAAGACAAAAAGAAUUUUGACCCAUACACGUAAAAAAAUAUUCUAAUCCAGAACAUGAGGUUAUAUGUAAUACAGAAUUCAGUAGUUGAUAAAUGCAUACAAAUAAUAAAUUUUAACGGAGGUCCUACCUCGGACAUCUCAUGUGUAUUCGAGCGACAGAGACAGAUAACGAAAUUUCGUAGAUUUUCGCGGUAGGCCCUCUGAUCAACCUAACAAAAUAGUGUUUUGGAUGCCAUAAAGUUGUCAGAAGUUGCAACUUACUGAAAUGUAAAGCUUAUUUUAUGUAAUAUUGAUAAAUCUGACAUUGUAUUAAUUGCCCCUAUAAUGCUAAAAGUGCAAAAGCUAUCGUAUAUUAAUAAUUAUGCCCAUCCAUACGCCUCAUUGGGGUGCCUGGGUAGGGUAGAAACACUGUUAUAAUAUAGAAACAUUUUCUCUUUUUUUAUGUAAAUAGAAAAAUUUGUCCAAUAAUAAAACUCGAAUUUGCUGUAGUCAGUGUUUUCGCGUGUUAUCAAAUUUAUAUUUGUAAAUUCGGCUGCCUUGUAUCAGUAUGAUUUUGUUGAUAAUGUUAUGGAGUGUUUAAAAAAAAUAGUGAUAAAUUAAAUAAAAAUGAGAAUUCAAAAACCACAAAA